AAAAAAUCUAACAGAAUCCCAUGGCCAUAAACAACACAAAUAUCAGUUCACUCCGUUACAAAUCCUUUCCUCGCAUCACAUAUCCCAUAAACCAUCCUCCCUUCCCCUCCCAUUAUGGCCGCCGUCGAAUCCUUCGAAGAUUGGGAGUCAGUUCACUUCCCCGAGAAGAACCCCUCCUCCUCUUCCUCCGCCGUCGCGCCGAUUGAGUCGGAAACGAUCGCCGACGUUCAACAAAACGACACCGUUGCCACGUCCUCCGUGUCUCCUCCUUCGGCCGGCGUCAUUUGCCCUCCUCCACCAAUUAACCACGAAAUCGUCCAGAUUAAUCAACCGUCUUCCCUAACCCUCUCCCUCCCGCCACCGGAGAAUGAAUCCGGCGAUGAAAGAGGAGGGAGUGAAAUUGGGGGUGCGGAUUCAGGGGAGAGGAGGAGGAGGAGGGAUCCGUUCGAGAUUCUGAAGUCGGGAAUCUAUCGGGUGGCGCGGUGGUGCGCCGUCGGCCGGGGGAGCAGCGGGCUGUGGUCGUGCGUGGUGGCGGCGGCGGCGGUUUUGAUGUACGCGAGGCUAGUGAAGUGGAGGCGCUGGGUGCGGGACGAGACGGCCAACCGUUUCAGUCUCCUUAUCAGAGAAAAAGAUGAGAAAAUCAAGCAGCUGAUGUUGCAGAUUGCGAGGCUGAACGAGAUGCUUGUACAGCGGCGCAGAGUUCUUGUGGUUCGAGUUCCUCACUAUUACAGUCUAUAGAAACGCUGUAAAUCGAUCAAAGUUUGUUUGGCCUAUAAUUAAGUUGCUUGCACCAAUCUCUCCCAUUCGAUCGAUCCAAAUUUGCCAACAAAUUGCUAUAUAGUGAGUGCACUAGUCAACUUUGCUGUUUCGUUGGUGCAACCUGCAGCGAAGAAAAGAUUUGCUCUAAUGCCUGGAGUUUUGG
This is a messenger RNA of Linum tenue, 922 nucleotides long. The record is from the annotation of a GenBank genome assembly. Lineage: Eukaryota; Viridiplantae; Streptophyta; Magnoliopsida; Malpighiales; Linaceae.